This is a messenger RNA of Haemonchus placei, 312 nucleotides long. Lineage: Eukaryota; Metazoa; Nematoda; Chromadorea; Rhabditida; Trichostrongylidae. The record is from the annotation of a GenBank genome assembly.
AUGGAGUUAGUACGUGUUUCGUCCUACGAGGAUAAGGUUGUCGAACUGGAGGAUCGAUUUCAGCGAGCAAUGUUCCUCUAUUCACAACUGGACAACGAAAAAUCUGCGCUGUUAUAUGAGGUGGAUCUGUUGAAUGACGAACUGGAAGAGAAGGAAGUUCUUCUGCAACAGUCUAAUAGGGAAUGUCGCGAUCUCACCAGUGAAGUUAAACUUCUAAAACGGACAAUUGAAGCGAUGACGGCAACACAGAACAAUUUGAAAGCUGAAAUAGCCCAACGGGAUCGCUUAAUUCAGGUAUGGUUACAGAUCUGA